Molecule: messenger RNA, 4083 nt
Organism: Cyprinodon variegatus (sheepshead minnow)
Lineage: Eukaryota; Metazoa; Chordata; Actinopteri; Cyprinodontiformes; Cyprinodontidae
Exons: 7
Coding region: 133-894 (253 amino acids)
Biological process (GO): positive regulation of cell population proliferation; cell adhesion
Cellular component (GO): plasma membrane
Molecular function (GO): stem cell factor receptor binding; cytokine activity
Source: RefSeq, a predicted model, not a curated record
CUCGGGUUUCACUACACAUUUGAACAUCAUCUACAUGCAUGCAAACAUGCACAGAGAUCUAAGUUCUCUUUUUAAAGACAAAAGGCUGGAUUUCAUGUGCUGGAGUUAAGAUACCUUUAACCUUUGCUCCAUAUGAGGAAGAAAAUCAUCAGCACAACUUGUGUCCUCUGGGGUCUUUUUUCAAGUUUCCAUCUCUGUUCUGGGAAAUUUGGAACGCCAAUCACUGAUGAUGUGAACAAGCUGUCCGUGUUGAAGCAGAAUAUCCCCUCUGAUUAUGAGAUUCCUGUUAGUUAUAUUCCCAAAGAGGUGGCCGGCACGUGCUGGGUGGUUCUAAAUAUCUAUCCUUUGGAGCAAAGUCUUCGAAAGCUGGCCAGUAUGUUUGGUUCCAUGUCUUCCAACAAAGAUAACAUAAUUGUCUUCAUUGCAAUGCUGAAGAGUUUACGCUUCACCUUUGAACACGAAGAGCUGGAAACAGCAAUGCAAGUCUUCCAGUGUCACUACCAAGAAAAGAGCUUACUUUCUGGACUUUACUUUGACUACAUCCAAGACCUCUUACAUGUUGCAACGCAUGGAACAUCAACCUUAUCAUGCAAGCCACCACCUUGCCUUAAUCAUCAACAAACACCAGAAGGUCAGGAGAAGAGUCGUAAACACAGCUGGUUAAAGAGAAGCCCCUUGCUUUUGGUGAUAAUACCGUUCAUAGCCUGUGUUGUGCUGAUAGUUUGGCAGGUGAAGUCUAGGAGAAGGCUGCUGGCGUGCAGCACUUCAAACGGCCAAACCGCAUCUCCUGAUAUGAUCCCAACUGUGUCUGUCUCCAUCCCACUUCAAACAGUCACCCACGCCGCUGACAGCCAGCCAACGGGGGAGGCAGUUUCUGAACAUGAGAGUGGAUGAAGCGUGAUAAAGCGUGGAAAAAUCAGUGUGGUCUGUCACUUUUUCUGCUCAAGCACCAGAGAAACUGGAUGAGAGAGAGCUGAUGUAAAGGAAAGGCGUGUUGGCAAAGUUCCCCCCCUGCUUUUGGGUCCAGACAGGACUCAAGAGCAGCUCCGAAACUGGAUGCUGAAGUAAAAACACGAAGGUGUCUUGACUGGUGAACAGCAGCUCUUAGCCGGUUGGUUUGGAGAAGUUAAAAGCCACUUUAAUGUUUCUCAGGGUGGUGUUGGGUCUCAUUUUGGAGCUUAUCAGCAGGCUUCACAUCAGCACAAUGCCACACAAGUCAGACACUGUUAUUUUAAACUGGAAGAGUCAUGAUGUUGAAGUGAUUAUGUUUUCAUAUCUCUAUAGCUGCACAUGAAGUCCAAAUAGCUCAUAUGCCGACAUCUUUGGAAAGUGUUCUGUAAAAAGUAAUAACAACAAGAAAAAUGGGGGCUGGUACAACUUAUCUUGUACUUGUUGUUGACAUUGUGGAGAUCUGUUAUCCAUCAGGAAUUAUGGACCUACUGGUCACAAACAACACUCUAAUUGGUUCAACAAAUCCCUGACUUUCUGAAUCAAAGAUCUGAGCAGCUGGCAGAUAGCCAUGGCCAGAGGCCCUUUGAAUUUGGUCAUUGUGCUUCGAAGCUGUUGAACAGUGAACUAUUGCCGCUCCUCAGCCGCUGCAAGUGUGUUGGGAGGUUUUUAAUGCCUCAGUUAAGAAGUCAAUCAGUUUCAGUCAUGAGAGCAUGACUCUUAGAGUGUGAGUGCUCUUGUACUUUAUGUGUCAGAGUCCGGGAGCGAGAGACAGGACAGGCACAGCAAGGCAAAGUGAGGGAGAUAGAGGCAGACAAAUAGAUGAACGGAUGAGCUCAGUGAGGAGCAUAAGGAGGGAUUGUUCUCAUCACAAAAGAGCAGGCCGUAGGCUGGAGGAAGUGCCAGUUACAAACAUGACCAAUGUCGACAGAUCUCUAUGAAUCAACAGGCAAAGAAUCUCUGCAGACCGCAGGCUAUAUAGCCCAAUCUCCAGGGACUGGUUGGUAUUUCAAUAAAAAUACACGGGAUUUAUUUCCAUAACAGUCCAGUAACAUGUAGUUUGUUAUAUAGUGCAAUGUUUUGGAUAAGGUUAAAAACCUAGAAAGCCUUUUACUAUCUUCAAAGAUAUUCAAAAGUUUUGAUUUUGUAACUCUUUGUGUAUUUGUGUGUGUGAUGUUUAAGAUAUUUUGUUACACUUUUGAAUGUCUUCAAAAAACAUUUAAUGUUUCCAACAGUUUCAGCGACAGACUUAAUUAAAAUCCAAAUGUUGUAGAGUCAUGGUUUUCAUAUUGCAGUUCAUGUAACACUGGUGUGACUUUGGCUUUCUUUUGGCUACAGAAAAUAAUCUGUUUUUUAAUUUUUUUUUAUUAUUGAUUCAAGUUGAAUGUGAAGUACUAGUACUUGUCCACUAGGUGGCAAUGUUACAUUUAAUUAAAUCUAAGUUGAUAAGGGAAAAUCCAGAUCAAGGUUUGAAUUUCAGGGAUAAGAAGGCAAGCCCAAGGUCAGGAUCAAAUAUGGUCGAAAUGUUAAAUAAAAUAUCACUGGCUCUUCCUUCAGUGUUUUCCUCUAACCCAGAAUCAUGUAUCACCCAGCCCGUGUUAGUUGACAUUUUCAAAAAGUAUUUGAAUGCUUAAAUUGCAGUUAAACAUAAUUAGAAUAAACAGAAUGCAAUCUGAUUACCUUUUCCUUCUGAGACAAAUGUAAUCCAAAGCAACACUGGGAUAAAAAAUUCUCCUAAAACAGAUUUUAAUUGUAGGUAAACGAAAACACAAUGAAGUUAAAGCAGGACAGAUUUUAAAUAAAUGUAUUUUAAGCUAAAAGCCAAACUGAGCCUGUGCCAAAGGAGCAAGAUGACUGCUUCAUUACGUUGAUAUUUUAUACCUUCUAUUUUUAGGUAUAGAAUAGUUAUAUUUUGCACCAUGCAUCACCCAUUUUUAAUUUGAUCCCAAUAAUUUAUCUAUAUUUAUAAUACUCCAUGGUGAAGUGGUUUGUGCUUCACUGCAAUGCAGAUGACCAGAGUUCAAAUCCUGGGAGCCCCACAAAGGGCAUCCAGUGUAAAAAGUUUGCCAAAUCUAAAUGACUUGCUGAGAUGACACAAAAAAUGUAAUAGUAAUCCACUUUGGUAACAACUGUACUAUGGUUUGAGUAAAUUGCAUUUUGCAAUACAGCAUCAGACAGAGCUAAUUUGGUUUAAUUUACAGCCUAUCAUGUUUUAUUAGUGUACUGGCAGCAAAACAACAUUUUCAGGGAAUGAUAUUUAUAGAUUUAAAUUUUCAUGUGACAUUUCAUUAUUUUACGACCAAUUAUAGCCACAAUUAAAUAAAUACUUCACUACCACAGAAUAAAAUCAUAGGUCAGGAUUUAGUACAUGGAAAAGAAAAAGUUUUAUUUUACGGUUAUGAAAGUUAAGUAGAAAUUAGCAUUUUGGCAAUGUGAAAAUAUAACAUUUGACUAAGAAUUUUGACAUGGGCCUAGUGCCUAGUUCAACACACUUCAAAUAUAAACCAAAAACUUGAAACAUGUAUUUUGAUUUUCAAAUGAUAAAGCAUUUUUUUAUGUUUGUUUUUGUCGUCACCAAAAGGGAAACUAGAAAACAAAUCAAAUGCCAUCUAAACGUAGUAAGUUCUAUGCGUUAAAAAUAUAAGCUGUUUAAAUAUGUAUUUAUCUUUGAAUGCUCCAAAGGAUUGUAACUCCCAGGAUAAAUUAAAACCAGGAACAAAAACGAGAGGCUAUUUAUGCAGAAAAGACCCAGUGUUGAAAAACUGAAAGUAACACCUAAUCAGUUUGUUUCAUGACAAAACAAACUUUUGUUAGAAUUAUAAGCUUUACUGAUCAAUUUAUCAGAAUAUUUGUACUCUUACAAACUGUUGUAAAUGUAUUCACAAAAGGAGUUUGCAUGGUACAUUGGUAAAAAAAACUUUCCAACUUGAAUUCUGACUUCAGAGGGCCUUUUAAGUUAUGGAACCUAAAACUUGAAAAUAUUAUCAUAUGAUUAAAAGAUUAACUUCAUUUUAUGUUAUGGGAUAAUGGGUGGAAAUAGAUAAAAAUAUUCUUUCUUUUUCUAAAUCCCAUCUUGGCGGCAUUUUUUUCUUAUUGGGAAAUAUUUGUAAAAUAAUUAAUGGAGAAAUACAACAA